Dovyalis caffra is the source of this 173-nucleotide messenger RNA. The record is from the annotation of a GenBank genome assembly. NCBI's taxonomy places the organism in Eukaryota, Viridiplantae, Streptophyta, Magnoliopsida, Malpighiales, Salicaceae.
GUCGACAAUAGCAAUAUUCAAUUGGAUCAUAUUACUGAUGAAUUAUGCUUUGAAUCCAUCAUCAAAUCAUGCGUCAACUGCCUCAUUCCUAGUAUCCGUUUAGAAGAUAGGAAACUUGCUAGGAACCAUGAAACCAUUGCUCUUGGCACCAUGCAGCAUGGAACCAUGAUCUU